This is a messenger RNA of Suillus bovinus, 186 nucleotides long. RefSeq lists its product as uncharacterized. NCBI's taxonomy places the organism in Eukaryota, Fungi, Basidiomycota, Agaricomycetes, Boletales, Suillaceae. The record is from RefSeq and is a predicted model, not a curated record. The transcript has a single exon. The annotation marks the transcript as partial.
GAUCUUUUAGUGAGUUUAGGUAGUGAACAUGAGGCCAAGUUGACAUUACCAGAUGUUGGAGCAGAGCUGGAUUAUUACCCUGGGACCAUGGUCUUCAUUUCAGGAAAGGUCCUGGAACAUUCUGUUGGGUUAUGGAUUAAAGGAGAAAGGCUUGUCAUUGCCCAUUUUAUGAAAGAUAAAGUUCAU